Hevea brasiliensis (rubber tree) is the source of this 2732-nucleotide messenger RNA. Its product is annotated as COBRA-like protein 7. Lineage: Eukaryota; Viridiplantae; Streptophyta; Magnoliopsida; Malpighiales; Euphorbiaceae. Gene Ontology annotation, biological process: cellulose microfibril organization. Gene Ontology annotation, cellular component: membrane. The coding region runs from base 124 to 2289 and encodes 721 amino acids. The transcript has 2 exons. The record is from RefSeq and is a predicted model, not a curated record.
UGUGCUAGCUCUCAUCUCAGCCGUUGUUUAAUCCAGGGAUGUGUUUACGGUAGUCUCUACCUCAGGCAAUUAUACCCGAACCACAGAACGAAAAGGUGCUCUAUUACGAAUUCAAAAUAGAAAAUGAGGGGAAAAGUUCUGUUUAAUGCAACGGGAAAACACUUCUUUUUUUUAAUUUUCCCCCUUAAUUCCCUAUGGACGCCCCAUGAAAUCCAAUCAGCUUCUUUGAAUACCGUGACGGCUAGCAGCAGCAGCACAGAUUCUAGCUACUCGUUUCACGCUUCGCAUCCUUUCUCACUACAAAAACCACUUCAAUUUCAUUUGUCUUUAGCAACCAUCCCAAAGUUCAUGGCUUUCAACUUCAUUUUGCUCUUUCUGAUCAUUGUUGCUAUAGUACCCUUUGCGAUCUCCCUGACUAACACCGAAGCACCGGCUCCUGCUGCCACUUCCUGCAAUGGGAUUUUUUUGUCCUACCAAUAUGAAGGAGGAAUCCAGCUUAAGCCCACCGAUCCCAUCCACCAGCCCUACAGAUUCGAGUCCACGCUGAGUAUACAAAAUAACGGGCUUGAUGAGCUCAAAUCUUGGAAGGUCUUUGUGGGUUUUAAGAAUGAUGAGUAUUUGGUCUCUUCAUCUAACGCUAUUCUUGCUGAUGGGACUAGCUUGCCUGCCAGCGUUGGUAAUGGGACUAUUUUUGCUGGGUACCCUAUGACUGAUCUUAAAACGCCAAUUGAGACUGCGGGGGAUUCCACUCAGACGUCGGUUCAGGUUAAGCUGUUGGGGACCCAGUUUGGUGUGCCUUUGAAGGAUGUGCCUUGGCCUUCUAAUAUCACGCUUGCUAAUGAUGGGUUUGUUUGUCCUAAGACUGCCAAGGAAGGUAGUGUGAUGCAUGUUUGUUGCACCAGAGAUCAGAACUUUAAAUCAAACAUCACUGUGGAGGAGGAAUUCCUGCCUCGCCAGAGUGGGGAUCUUACAAUUAUGUAUGAUGUAAUCAGAACAUAUGAUUCCAAUUAUUGGGCACAGGUUUCCAUUGAAAAUCACAAUCCCCUUGGUCGUCUUGAUAACUGGAAAUUGAGCUGGGACUGGAUGAUGGAUGAAUUUAUCUACACCAUGAAAGGGGCUUAUCCCUUUGUUGUUGAUUCAUCUGACUGUAUAUUUGGCCCACAAGGUACAUACUAUAAGGAACUAGACUUUGCCAAUGUACUGAACUGUGAAAGAAGGCCAACAAUCAUUGACCUGCCUCCAAUGAAGUAUAAUGACACAACUCUUGGGCUGAAGCCGUUUUGUUGUCGAAAUGGUACAAUCUUGCCACCAUCAAUGGACCCAAGCAAGUCAAUUUCAGUUUUCCAGAUGCUGGUUUUUAAAAUGCCUCCAGUUCUUAAUCGGUCUGACCUAACACCGCCACAAAACUGGAAGAUCAAUGGCACACUUAACCCUGAUUACCAAUGUGGUCCCCCAGUAAGAGUGAGCCCUAGCCAAUUCCCAGACCCAAGUGGCUUAGCAUCAAAUUCAACUGCAGUUGCUAGCUGGCAGGUAGUAUGCAAUAUCACUUAUCCCAAAGGUGUAAGCCCCAGAUGCUGUGUAUCAUUUUCUGCUUACUACAAUGAUUCUGUUGUCCCAUGCAAUACCUGUGCAUGUGGAUGCGCUAGUAACACAGCAAGAACUUGUAGUGCAACUGCUCCAGCUGUUCUUCUUCCACCAGAGGCACUGCUUAUACCUUCUGAUAAUCGAACUGCCAUGUUUAGAGCUUGGGCUGACCUUAAACAUCGAACAGUGCCAAACCCAAUGCCCUGUGGAGAUAAUUGUGGGGUUAGCAUCAACUGGCAUGUUUAUACAGAUUAUUCCCGUGGAUGGAGUGCAAGGAUCACAAUCUUCAACUGGGAUGAAAUUGCAUUUCCUGAUUGGUUUGCUGCAGUAAAAUUGGACAAAGCAGCUACUGGGUUUGAAGCAAUGUAUUCAUUCAAUGGAAGCAUGGUGAAGGGCGUUAACAAUACCAUAAUCUUGCAAGGCCUUCCAGGGUUGAACUAUCUUGUGGCUGAAACUGAUGGAGCUGACCCACAAAAGGAUCCUAGGGUGCCCGGAAAACAGCAGUCUGUGAUCUCAUUUACAAAGAAAUCUACGCCUGGACUCAAUGUGGCUGCUGGAGAUGGGUUUCCGACUAAAGUAUUCUUCAAUGGGGAGGAGUGCGCACUUCCUAAAAUAUACCCAACAAGCAACAGCAAUAGAAGGGAGCCGACCAUGAUUUUGUGGAUCUUCCUAGCAACUAUGGUGUUCAUGCUGAUGUGGCAGUAGCUGUCAGAUGAGAAGUUGCUUGGUAUUAAUGUGGCUUCUAAUUCUUUUCAUUCUUUCAGGAUUUAAAUGUACACAUGCUCAUCCUGAUCCAGGAGGUUUCACAUUGCCAGAAUUUCCAGAAGAUAUGCACCCCAAGCUUGUUAUCUAUAUUAUAUAGAUUGUUGCCAGUGGGUGUGAUGUUCUCGGCACAUUCUGGAUGGAUAACAUAUACUAUACCAUGAGAGCAUUGUUUAAAGCGAAUGUAAAAUUUGAUAUCAUGUGUAGGAUUGAACAGUGUUAGUAAUUGAUUAGUUUCGUUUCUUGUGGUUUCAUUAUUCUUACUUUGUGAGGUUGUCUAACGAUGGUAGACGCUUAAUGUUCAUUAUUAAGCCUGCAUCUUUUGAAAGCAGGUUAAUGGCUCUGAAUGUGAAAUGUAGUGGAUAUGACGAUUCUCCAGACUCAAA